AUGCAGCGCCCUGUUUGGACGAUAUCUUCUAGACGGCCAAAUCAACACACUGCCCUGCCCAUUCAUCCAUCAAGCACCCCUCUCCACCUCUCAAGCCCCCAUCACCAAUCUCCCAAACGCUAAAGCAAACUGUCUUCUUCUCCUCCUCCCCCUUCUUCCCUAUUUAUAUAUAAUUCCCUUUUCCAUUUUCUUUCUCUUUCUUAACCUCUGAAGCUCCGCUGAGCUUGGCUGAGGUUUCCGGCAAGAAAAGCAAUCCGUUUGAUCAUCGAGGCUUCCAUGGAGAUUCUUGAAAAACCUACAAGAUUGAUUGGGGCUUCGUAGAGAUGUUAGUUUUUCUUGUUCUUCUUUGCGCUGCCUGUCUUGUUGGGGUUUUGGUGGGAUGGGCUUGGAAGCCCAAGUGGGUGGCUUCGGUUGAUAAUGGCAGAAUCAAUCUGUCGGCGGCGCGUUCCUCGCAUUCUACCAUGGUUCUCUCCCCGGCGAAGGAUUUUGGUUCAACCCAGGAAGAGGCUUCUGUGGCACUCACUGGAAGAAACCAUUUCUGUUCAUUGUCACAGCCCAAGCAAGAAAAUAGUGUUGUCACGGAGGAGGAUUUAAAACAUUUAAUCCACCUCGUGGAUAGGAAAGAUGGGGGUCCCCCUUGGAAACAUGUGAUGGAUCGUUCCACUCCCAGUAUGAGCUACCAAGCAUGUCAGAGGGAUACAGAGACUGGUCCUCCUCAAUUUUGCAGCAGGACUGUCUAUGAGGAUGCCACGCCUGAGUUACUAAGAGACUUCUUCUGGGAUGAUGAGUUCCGGCUGAAGUGGGAUGACAUGAUGAUUCAUGCAGCUACGGUGGAAGAAUCCCCCACCACAGGAGCCAUGAUAGUACAUUGGAUCAGGAAGUUUCCCUUUUUCUGCAGUGACAGAGAGAAUAUAAUUGGUCGCCGGAUAUGGAAAUUGGGGCAAUCAUAUUACUGCGUGACAAAGGGGGUGCCCUGCCCUUCUGUUCCAAGGCACGAGAAAGCCAGACGUGUGGAUGUUUACUACUCAAGUUGGGCCAUUCAAGCAGUGGCAUCAAGGGAAGGGAACGGGCAGCUGACGGCUUGUGAGGUGAUUCUAUUUCAUCAUGAAGAUAUGGGCAUUCCAAGUGAAGUUGUAAAGUUUGGAGCAAGGCAUGGGAUGUGGAGAGCUGUCAAGAACAUGGAGCGUGGUUUACGGGCAUACCAGAAGGCUAGAGCAUCAGGAGCGCCACCCUCUCAGCCUGCGCUUAUGGCUCAGGUGUACACAAAACUUGGUCCAGAUUACUUGAAGUCCUCAGAGACUGCUCAAGACUCACCCAAGGCUGAAGGGCCGAGUUCACCUGAGAAACCACCCCAGGAUUUGAACAUACCAAAGCUGCUAAUUUUCGCCGGGGCUGUUGCCCUUGCUUUUAGUCUGGAACGGGGCCUCUUGACUAAGGCAGUUCCUUUAUGGGCUGCCAGAAGGCUUGGAAACAUUGGAAGAAGAUUAUAGUUCUGCCAGAGGGUGCUGGAGCAGGUCCAAAAGAUAAAAUUGAUGGCUCUUUCCCACAACUGAGCUGUUCAUCGUGCAUCUUGGCUUACCUAUUCUUAUUGAGCUCAUCACUUCUUCUCUACAAAAAGAUGAGGGUUAGUAUUUCUUUGGUUUUCUGUUUUCUGAACACAAAGCCACUUUGGUGUUGUAAAAGUUAAUCUGUAGUUACAUUCACUGGAAGCAAGAACAUCUCUAUGCUUUACCUCCU
Molecule: messenger RNA, 1737 nt
Organism: Diospyros lotus (date-plum)
Lineage: Eukaryota; Viridiplantae; Streptophyta; Magnoliopsida; Ericales; Ebenaceae
Exons: 6
Coding region: 324-1490 (388 amino acids)
Molecular function (GO): lipid binding
Source: RefSeq, a predicted model, not a curated record